Peromyscus maniculatus bairdii (prairie deer mouse) is the source of this 1607-nucleotide messenger RNA. RefSeq names its product zinc finger and SCAN domain-containing protein 5B-like. Gene Ontology annotation, molecular function: RNA polymerase II cis-regulatory region sequence-specific DNA binding; DNA-binding transcription factor activity, RNA polymerase II-specific. Gene Ontology annotation, biological process: regulation of transcription by RNA polymerase II. NCBI's taxonomy places the organism in Eukaryota, Metazoa, Chordata, Mammalia, Rodentia, Cricetidae. The record is from RefSeq and is a predicted model, not a curated record.
CCAUGGUUGUGACUACAGAUGUUCCAUCAUACACAGCUGAACUAGAGUAAUUGAUUUUUUUUAAAUUAUCUUGGAGGAUGGGGUAAGUGCCAGGUGUCACACAUGGAGACCAGAUGACAGCUUGUCAGAGCUGGUACUCUCCUUCCACUGUGUAGGUCCAGGAGAUUUAGCUGGGGUCAUUGGACUUGGCUGGAGACACCUGUACCCUGAGCCAUCUCAUAGAUUCAUAGAAAGGAUUAAUUUCUGCUUUACUAAACAAUCCCAUUGUGUUUCGGGGAGGCUAUAUUAUAAGGAAUGAUGGCAUUUACAAGGCAGCAGAGUUAAACUGAUCUGGCUCCUUCUUGCCUCCCAGGCUUCUAGACCAACACCGAGCCCAUCCCUGUGGCUAAAGGAGUAGGUCUGUUGAGACCGGAGUCAUUUUAUAGAAUUCCAACUUGUCAGAGACCAAGGGAAUAUUCCCAGCAGACAUGGCUAUCAACACGACUGGAGACAGCCUCCCCUCAGAGCAGACACCAUCACCUACAUCCCAGGACUGGAAUUCAGAAAAAGAAGACUACAGCCCUGAGGUCUGGCACUUGAAGUUCAGAGCUUUCAGCCCCUCAGAGCAGUCGGACCCCGUCCAGGAUCUGAAGAGGAUCUCUGAGCUGUGCUAUCAGUGGCUGAGACCAGACCUGAAUAGCAAGGAGGAGAUCCUGGAUCAGCUGGUGUUGGAGCAGUUCAUGAUCUCCAUGCCUCCAGAACUGCAGGCCUUAGUGAAGGAGAGCGGAGUGAAGAGCUGCCAAGAGUUAGAGAAGAUGCUGAGGGAUGGCGGGAAACCUCAACAUUGGUCCAUAAUCCAUUCCCAAGGACAGUUAUAUCUCCUUCAGGAUCCCAUUGUUGAGAAGGCAGAAGCCAAGGAGGAUCAAAACGAUGCUGUGGAUUUGUCCCAGGAGCCUCUCAACAGAGGCAAGCCCAACCCAGUGCUUUGGAUCCCGUCAGAGACUGAAGAGCCAUCCACCAGCCAGACACAGGAAGUUUUGCUGGAUACAGUUCCUGAGAGCAAAGAACAGGAGGACCCAAGACCCAAGCAGAGCCCGGGGAAUGACUCGGUGCAGGAGAGGGAUGAGGCCUCUGUGUUGACCCCUCAGGACCCUGAGCCCACACACGGUUCUGAUUCUGUCAGAGGAGAGGAUGUGAAGAUGCCCCAGGAAGAUACAAAUACAGAUGCUGUCACACAAUCCACCCAUGUUCUGGAAAGAAGAGAUUUAGCUGCACACACAGAACUUCAGAGUCUCUCUAGUUCCAAUGGAGACAAGGUUCCCCCUUGUCAAGGAGGGGCCUCCUGUGUGGACAGGACAGAAGAUGGGCAGCUAGGGCUUGCUACCCUACGACCUGUGGAGCCUGUUGAUCAUCUCGCCGGCCAGGCUAAGUUUGUGUGCAGUGAAUGCAAGAAGAGCUUCCUGUACAGGUCUCAGUUCAUCAUCCACCAGAGGUCACACACAGGAGAGAGACCCUUUGAGUGCAGCGAGCUCUCCUUCGUCAUGGUACUAGCUGGCAGCCAGCAAGCGCCAGCUAAUGUUCUUUCUCUGUUCAUCCCCGACAACGCUGGGGGUUACAGGCGGGCGUGA